This is a messenger RNA of Chlamydomonas reinhardtii, 3509 nucleotides long. RefSeq lists its product as uncharacterized. The record is from RefSeq and is a predicted model, not a curated record. Bases 571 to 2124 code for a protein of 517 amino acids. NCBI's taxonomy places the organism in Eukaryota, Viridiplantae, Chlorophyta, Chlorophyceae, Chlamydomonadales, Chlamydomonadaceae. The transcript has 8 exons. Gene Ontology annotation, cellular component: cyclin-dependent protein kinase holoenzyme complex; cytoplasm; nucleus. Gene Ontology annotation, molecular function: cyclin-dependent protein serine/threonine kinase regulator activity. Gene Ontology annotation, biological process: mitotic cell cycle phase transition; regulation of cyclin-dependent protein serine/threonine kinase activity.
GUACAGUCGCAAGCCGCAAUCAAAGUUUGGGCACUGCAGAUACUCAUCGCUAGUUUGUCCAAAGCUGUGUUGGAACGCGUUAGCCAAGUAGCGCCUCGGCGUUAGCGUUAACGGAAAGUAACGACCGCUGAACUUGUGGCGUCCCUCUUCCUUGCGCUUCAACCAGAGGUUAUCCUGCAGCUGAAAUAUGGGUACCAGCAUGUUUUGGUAUGACAAUCUCAGCAAACACGAUGGAGGGCGAGCGAGAACGACGACCGCGUACCGCCAGCCUCCGAUGUACUGCCGGCCCCUUGGCCCUAGUUGAAGUCUUGCGCAAUAUUGCGUCAUGGUUUAUUUGUUUAGCUACAUUAUGAGCAACUUGCGCAGCUUCGCGAUUGUGUAGCCCUUAGUUCUCGGACCUUUCGCCAUUUGAUUCGGGAAGCGAGACCUUUUGUGAACAUUGUUAUCAACCAAGCUCAACAGCCAUUAGGCUUCAAUCAAGGCGUGGGCACCGUUGUGGUCGGAAGUGCUCGGAAACCGAGCAGACACGGUAACAUCAUGGAGCGUGGACAUGAUCUUCUCUUUGGCACGAUGGAUAGCGGCCUAGCACAUUCCGGGGGCGCGGAGGUCCUUCACGUCAACAAAGGACUGGGCAAUGGCAUCGGCAGGCUGGACUCCGCAGCCAGCUCGUUGUGCUCCCUCGCGAAUUCGUCGUCGCAGACUCUUUCUCGCACCUCCACGGGCGAGUUUUCCACAGGCGACUGCUUCAGCCUCAUCUGCACGGAGGAUGUCCUAGACGAGUCUCUCGGGCCUUCAGGAGGCGAGGCACUGGCGCCGAUGGCGCAAUUCUGCGGGCAGGACGUCGGCUACUGCUCACCAGCGCCCGAGUUCAGCCCCACCGGUACCAGCGAGGUCUUUAUUGUGAUCAGGCAAGACCUGCAGAAGCAGCGCGAGAUGGCGCGGCGCCCGGACUGCGGCCGCAAGCCGGCCUGCGCGCCACGCGCUACCGCCCUGUCGGCCUCAGCCGCCACAUCCCCACAGCUCCCCGCCACCCACUCGGAGGCCGCGGACCGCUGUGCCGUGAGCGGCUGCUGCUGCUGCUGCCCUAGCUCCGCCGCUGCCGCGGCGCCGCUGCGGCUGCCGUCGGCGCACCGCUCCCGCAUCGUGGGCUGGAUGCGGCACGUUGCGGAGGCGCUUGGUCUGCACCUCGCCACGCUGUUUGCGGCGGGCUCGCUUCUGGACCGCUUCGUCGCAGCCUCCGAGGACCUGCCGCCUGACAGCAUGCUGCAGCUGCUGGCGAUCGCCUGCAUGUCCGUGGCCGUCAAGUACGAGGAGGUUGGGCAGGUCGCUCCCUGCGUGUGGCUGCGCCUGGCUGUGGACUGCCAGGGCAAGGCCAUCUACCAGGCCCAGGACCUUCAGCGCAUGGAGUGGGUCCUGCUGCAGGCCCUGCACUGGCGCCUGCACGUGCCCAACACCUACUCCUUCCUCUCCCACUUCCUGCUGUGCCUGCCGCACGCGGCGCCGGCCCCCGCCGCCGGCCCGCCGCCCAAGACCGCCGCCGCUGCCCGUGACGCCGACGCCGACGCGUGCCACGCGACGCCGGCGCCUGCUGCGCCUGCUGCUCCGCAGCCCACCCGGGCACCGGGCGUGGCGCAGUGGCUGCCGGUUACGAGCCGCGCCGUGAUGCUGGCGGAGAUGUCACUGCUGAAUGACUGCUUCCUGGGCUACGACCAUUCCACCAUCGCCCUCGCCUGCGUCGCCCUCGCGGAGCGCAUGCUGGGCUGCGCCUCAGACGCCGCCGCCGCCGGCCUCGCGCCCGCCGCCGGCGCCGCCGCAGCCAUGGCCGCCGCAGCCACUGGCACCGGCUUCGGCACCGCCUUCGCCAGCUGCGGCUGCGGCCGCCCGGCCAGCGUGUGCGCUCUGAGCGCGGGCGUGGUGGGCGCUGGCGCCACCGCCGCCGCCGCGGCUGUGUCGGCGGCGGCGGGGGUGUGGGUGGGAGCACUGGCGCCGGGCCUGGAGGCGUGCGCGGUGACCCUGCGUCACUGCCAGGUGCAAGAGGCGCGGCGGCAGGCCGAGGAGGCGGCGGCCAAGGCUGCCGCGGCGCGGCAACAGCUGCACGCCGCAGCUUGGUGCGGCAUGGCGUAAAAGCAAAGGCGGCAACACCAGCCCGCCCUAUCGCCCGGUUUCCUUUGUAUAAAAUGUCGCCACCGUACAUGAUUGUGCCAUAAAGGCACGGGUGGGCAGUAAAUUGGCGGUUGAGGCAUUGCCGACCCUCGAGAGGUCGUGGGGCUUUUGGAUGCGUCUGGGCACAGGCGGGGCCGUAGGGCUUCAAGUAAUAAGCUUGGCAUGUUGAAUCAGAAUAGAAGCAAGACGCAUUCUGUGAUACGCGCAUUUGAGCAUGCCAGAGCACAACGUACAGCAAAAGCAGGAGCCUUUGGGGCAGCGAGGUGCACACCGGUUUUCCCCCUCAGAGCUGCUGAUGCAUGAUGAGCAAGUUGCAAGUCCUCCAGUGCCAAGGAUAUGGUCUUGAGUUCCGUGCGUGGCGUGCUGCCACUCUACAGCAACUCUAGCCUUGAGGCUUUGCGGGUGGGCUUCCAGUUGCUGCCGAGAUAGAGAGCCAGAUGGUUGUGAGAUAGAUGGAUGUGUCGUGAUGAGGUGGCAGGGCGUGGUUAGGAUGCCGCAAGCCCCCCCACGUUUCGUUGGGCUCGGGUCUACCCACACACAAACACACACAGUCGUGUGGGUGGUGGUUUCUGCCGUGUGCGCGUCCGUGUGCGUGCCCGCAACAGCCACGCUAUACACGCGUGCGUCUUUGCAGUUACUGCGUUGUUAGGAUAGCACAAGGAUGGAGGGCAAAUGCGGGCGAGUUUCAAAAAGGGAAACGGGUGUGUGAUUGUAAAGGUGUGUUCGCUCCGGCACACAGGGCUGCAAGGGGUUAAGCUGCGGCAUUUGGCGCCUCUGCAAGGUGCCGCAGAAUGUUUUCAUGCAUGAGUAUCCUCGAUGAUUGCAAAGCGCGUUGCAGGCAUGGUAUGCGCGUAGGCAGGAAAAUACGAGGUAGGCUUUAGUCAGAGAGGGAACAUGCGGCUUUUUGCUGGGUUCGGGGACAUGUAGAACGGGAAGCGCCAGGGAGAGUAAGUGAGAGACAGAGGCAGACUUUAUCGCUUGCAUGCAUAUAAUCAUGAAUGAUGGCUACACGGGCUUUGGGAGUCCGGGCCUAUUUCCAGGCCGUGUGUGGCGUGAGGAGGAUUUUUGGUCCCUUGCAAUGGGUUGCAUAGGUCACGAACUAUUGAUGGUGACGUCGGAUUGCGGAAGAAGAUUGGUGAAUGCCGCACUGCACAUCGACCUCCAUGGUGUGUGCGGCGUCGGAUGGCAUGACAUAUAAAGGCGCCGCGCGCAACGUCAUAACGUGGCCGCGUGCUCUUCCAGACUUUUCUCCAUAACCAUACAACAUAUGGGGUUUACGAGGUACUUGGAUUCGGGUUGGGGGGUGUCGAUGGCGGGUCUUGUGCGUGGAACAAUUAUAGGCAAGG